AUGACUAGCUAUGUGUACUGUAUUGUGGAAAACCUAAAGGGAGAAGAAUUUAGAAAAGAUUUUAAAGAACUUUCCACAGUGCGCACUUAUUUUCCAAAAGGAUCUAUGUUAGCCCUUACUGCAACUGCCUCACCUCAUCAUAUAACAAGUUUAGUGAAGUCAUUGAAUAUGUCAACAGCAAAAGUUAUCAGAGUAAAUCCCAACCGCAAAAACAUAUUUCUUGACAAAAAGAUCCGCAAAAGUAAUGCUUCUGGAUUCGAAAGCUAUGAGAAUAUAUUGUUACCUAUAGCAAAUUCAUUAAAUUCAGUAAGAGAACAAUUUCCAAUGACAAUCAUUUAUAUGAAAUUAAAAUAUUGUGGUCUUGCCUUUAAUCUAUUUGAAAGAAUUUUAAGCACAUUUCAAUACGUGGGAUUUGAAAAAACACCAUCUAGUCGUUUGUUUUGUCAAUACCAUGCACCGCAGACAAAAGCUAUGAAACAAAGUAUCAUAAAGGAAAUUUCUAUGAAGAACUCACGGAUCAGAGUUAUCUUUGCUACCACUGCGCUCGGAAUGGGUGUUAAUAUUCCACAUGUAGAAAAUGUUUACCACACUACCCCACCCAGCAAUUUUGAAGCUUAUGUUCAAGAAAUAGGACGAGCUGGCAGAAGUGAGCAACCUGCAACAGCUAUUUUGUUUUACAAUAAUUCCGAUGUUUCGGCAAAUAAAACAAAUGUGGAUAAAAAUAUGAAAUUGUACUGCCAGACAUCAACUUGCCUAAGGGAGCAUAUUCAAAAACAUUUUGGUUUCAAGCACGAACUUCAAGAAAAAUGUUGUUCAAUCUGUGAGAAAGUGGAAUUGGUAGAAAAACCAACCACUGUAAGAACUCGUUUAACAGCAAAAUUAAGAAAUGAAUUAAAUAAGGAACUAUGUAUGGCCCUAUCCAACAUUAGUGAAGAAAAUUCGAUAUUUUUGUUUGGGACUCCCAAAGAGCUUGCCGCUGACAUUUGUUACACAAGCUCACAAUUAAACACAGGUGCCCCUGAUUUAUCCAUGUUAGAUGAGAACAUUGCUAAAGAAGUUCAAAAUAUUUUGUCAAACGAAAAGCUGGAGACCACCAGCCCAGCUGCCAUGUUUGUUGUUACUGCCGCGAAAGACAACUAUGCAUAA
This is a messenger RNA of Hydractinia symbiolongicarpus, 1146 nucleotides long. RefSeq lists its product as uncharacterized. Gene Ontology annotation, biological process: double-strand break repair via homologous recombination; telomere maintenance. The record is from RefSeq and is a predicted model, not a curated record. The coding region runs from base 1 to 1146 and encodes 381 amino acids. NCBI's taxonomy places the organism in Eukaryota, Metazoa, Cnidaria, Hydrozoa, Anthoathecata, Hydractiniidae. Gene Ontology annotation, cellular component: chromosome; nucleoplasm; nucleus. The transcript has 4 exons. Gene Ontology annotation, molecular function: four-way junction helicase activity; 3'-5' DNA helicase activity.